Trypanosoma brucei brucei TREU927 is the source of this 552-nucleotide messenger RNA. RefSeq lists its product as hypothetical. Bases 1 to 552 code for a protein of 183 amino acids. NCBI's taxonomy places the organism in Eukaryota, Euglenozoa, Kinetoplastea, Trypanosomatida, Trypanosomatidae. The transcript has a single exon. The record is from RefSeq and is a predicted model, not a curated record.
AUGCCCGUUACUUCUUUCAAUAACCGUCAUUCUAUAGUUGAUGAAGCCACUGCUGCCUUCAUGCUUUGCGCAACUGAAGUAAAGCGCAUGUGGGGGGAACAGUCUUUUAUUGCCAAACUUUGUGCAAUAUUGAUGAAACAUUGGAGGACACGACGCUGCAUGUUAUUUUUAGUUGCAUGGAUCGCUUUCAUGGGAUGUUGUUACGGUUUGCGUAGCCGCUUGAAACGUUUGUUGCUCUUUUCUACAGAUCAGGCGGAUGAAGAAAAGGAUUUUCCCGAGGAGGGCACCAUCUCUGAGGGUAGUUGUAGCGUUUGCGAGAAUCAAUGCAUUGAGGUGGGUGAAAAUAGUUUCAGUGACGUGCUUUACGGCAGCGAAUGGCCCAGAUUUGAAGGGGCAAUCCCAAAUGAAAAAGUUAAAUCCCUCCUUGGUGAUGACUUCGAUCCGACAGAUCAAUUUGACGCGACGUUUAACCAUUUUUUGGCUUCUCAAUCUGGAAGGUGCGAUGGUGAUGAUACUGAGGAAUGUGGUUCUAAAAGGGAAAGUGGAGAGUGA